Molecule: messenger RNA, 1605 nt
Organism: Hyaloperonospora brassicae
Lineage: Eukaryota; Oomycota; Peronosporomycetes; Peronosporales; Peronosporaceae
Source: the annotation of a GenBank genome assembly
AUGUGCGUCAUCGACCGACGGGGCGCCUGCGCGUCCCGUGCUUCCUCGACUGACGGCAGAUGGUGCCCAGAGUUCCAUCCCACCCGUACGGAGUUCCAGUCCUUCGCCACUUACGUCCGCACCGUCGUCGAGCCCCAAUGCGCCAGGAUUGGCAUUUGCAAGGUCAUCCCACCUCGUGGCUGGUUCAGCCGCUCGUACGACGUCGCUGAGCUCAAGUGCCAAACAAUGCGUCCCGCUGAGUUUAAAACAAUGACAGAAGCAGCUACGGACAGAGAACCCAAUGACGCAGAGGAUCCGUUGGAAGUGGAAAGGCGAUUCUGGAAGGGGCUGCGGGGAACAAUGGACCCGCCCGUGUAUGGGGCAGAUAUUGUGGAUUCGCUGUUUGGGGACGUCGACGCGCUGUCGUGGAACCUAAACGAUCUCAACACGAUUCUGCGCAAGAUCGACCUCCCUGGCGUCACGCGCGCGAUGCUGUACUUUGGCAUGUGGAGAGCAAUGUUUGCGUUUCACACGGAGGAUAUGGAUCUGUAUAGCAUCAACUACUUGCACACGGGAAAACCCAAGUUUUGGUAUGGUGUUCCUCCUGAUUCUGGUCCUCAGCUGGAGAGAGCUGCACAAUCGAUGUUUCCUGAAAAGCAUCACCAGUGCCACCAGUUCCUGCGCCACAAGACAUCUCUGAUCUCGCCUGCCCGACUGAAGGAGUUUGGCGUCCCGUUCUAUCGAGCGUAUCAAAAGCCAGGCGAAUUUGUGAUAACGUUUCCGUCUACUUAUCACCAGGGGUUCAAUCUCGGGUACAACAUCGCUGAAGCUGUCAAUUUUGCGAUGCUGCACUGGAUUCCGUACGGGUUGAAAGCAAAGGUUUGCAAAUGCCUCCCCGACAGCGUAAGGAUCGACAUGGAUUCCUUCCUCACGCAGCUGUUCCAAGAGCCUCAAUGCAGUACCGAGCUCUUGGGCGAAGAUCCCUGGAUCUUCAGCUGCAAGUGUAACAAGUACUGCAGCAGCAGCACUCAUCAAGCCGUUGUAGAGGAACAAUGGUUUGAAUGCUCGAAAUGCAAAAUCUGGGCCCACAUUCGCUGCAUUCAUCCUGCUUUGGCUGAUGUAGCAGCCAAUGACCUUCCCCAGUCGCUGCUGUGCCACCGCUGUCUUGAUGAGGAAGCUGGAGGAACGUCACCCGCACCGCCUACCGCCGGAGUCGGGCGCCGAAGUGGCACGGCAUCAAAAACCACCAUGCGAGGCAGUCUACGUAAGCGAGGCAAAGAAGCUAAGGUCAGCUCCAAGCAAAAACCGGCAAGAGCAUUAGCCUCCGUCGCCAUGCUGUCACCGCCACGGAAGAACAAAGUCACGUCAAAAGGCAGUCGAGGCGUGAGUCAAGCAGGUGCUUUCACGCCAACGAAAGGCAGUGCCCACAAGUAUUUGACGGUCAAGGGCUCAACGAUCCGAUUCGAAGACACGGAGGCAAAAGUUGUGGCCAUCCAGGGCAAGUUCAUUCGCGUGCACUACAAAGGCGAUUCUGUCGACAAUGACGAGUGGCUGUCAGUAACUUCGAGAGAGCUGCGACGACGAAUCAUUGCUGUGGAGCCGCCAGUACCGAGUCGGAAGGCGUGA